Molecule: messenger RNA, 2918 nt
Organism: Asparagus officinalis (garden asparagus)
Lineage: Eukaryota; Viridiplantae; Streptophyta; Magnoliopsida; Asparagales; Asparagaceae
Product: pantothenate kinase 2-like
Exons: 23
Coding region: 166-2877 (903 amino acids)
Biological process (GO): coenzyme A biosynthetic process
Cellular component (GO): cytosol; nucleus
Molecular function (GO): ATP binding; pantothenate kinase activity
Source: RefSeq, a predicted model, not a curated record
AUUAAUUCAGAACCGGGGUCUAGCUCUUUCCCCUUAUCGUUUUCUCACCUUCUCUCUCUUGGCCCAACCUACCCCCCUUGCUGAAUUUUUACCCUCUUCAAGUUUUUGGAUCAGAGAUUUAUAAGGCUGUUGGAGUUAGGCAGGAGGUAGAGGGAGUUUGGAUUAAUGGCUGGAAACCCCAACAAACCCUGCAACACUGAAACUACUAAAGAGGAGAAAGGAAAAGAUAGCAAUAAAAAGAAAGAGGAGGAGAAGGAAAUGGCUCCAACAUCAUCUAGUGCUAUGCAUCGGUCGAGCUCAAGACCUCAACUAGAUGUCAGUGGUGCUGCUAUACAAGGAAAUUUCGAGGAGAGGAACCCGACGAUUCUAUUGCCUAAUCAGUCUGAUGACAUCUCACACCUCGCUCUUGACAUUGGAGGAUCCCUUAUCAAGCUGGUUUACUUUUCACGGCGUGAGGAGCAGUCAUCCCAUGAUAAGAGGAAGAGAUCAUCAAAGCAAAGGUUUUGGAUUUCUAACGGAAACAGAAGGAGCUACCCGAUUCUUGGUGGAAGGCUCCACUUUGUAAAAUUUGAGACAGGAAAGUUAAAUGAGUGUGUUGAUUUCAUUUCGUCCAAGCAACUUCAUCGUGGUGGAAUUGAUUCACCUUCAUGGCGUUCUGGGAGUCAGACUGAUCAGAAUAUAGUAAUUAAGGCCACAGGUGGCGGAGCAUAUAAAUUUGCAGAUGUCUUUCGAGAGAGACUUGGGGUUAGUCUUGAGAAGGAAGACGAAAUGGACUGUCUUGUAGCUGGAGCUAAUUUCUUGCUUAAGGCAAUUCGGCAUGAAGCUUUUACACACAUGGAGGGCCAGAAGGAGUUUGUGCAGAUUGAUCAUAAUGAUUUAUUUCCAUAUCUUCUUGUCAACAUUGGCUCUGGAGUUAGUAUGAUCAAGGUAGAUGGUGAUGGGAAGUUUCAAAGAGUUAGUGGUACAAAUGUUGGAGGAGGUACUUAUUGGGGCUUAGGGAGGCUAUUAACAAAGUGCAAGAGUUUUGAUGAAUUGUUAGAGUUGAGCCAGAGAGGAGACAAUAGUAAUAUUGACAUGCUUGUCGGAGAUAUAUAUGGUGGAUUGGACUAUUCCAAGAUAGGUCUCUCGGCAUCAACUAUUGCCUCUAGUUUUGGAAAGACAAUUUCAGAAACCAAGGAGCUGUCUGACUACAGGCCUGAGGAUAUUUCUCUAUCCCUCUUGCGGAUGAUUUCAUACAACAUUGGGCAGAUCUCGUAUUUAAAUGCACUUCGCUAUGGACUCAAAAGAAUCUUUUUUGGAGGAUUUUUCAUUCGAGGCCAUGCUUACACAAUGGAUACCAUAUCCUUCGCUGUGCACUUCUGGUCAAAAGGACAGGCACAGGCCAUGUUUUUGCGCCACGAGGGAUUUUUAGGAGCUAUUGGUGCCUUUAUGAGUUAUGAAAAACAUGGACUCGAUGACUUGAUGGCGCACCAGUUCGUUGAACGAUUUCCUAUGGGGGCUCCUUAUGUUGGGGGAAAGAUUCAUGGUCCUCCUCUUGGUGAUUUGAAUGAGAAGAUUUCAUGGAUGGAGAAGUUCAUCCAGAAGGGUACUGAGAUUACAGCUCCUGUUCCAAUGGCUCCCCCAGGCACUACUGGCGUAGGAGGUUUUGAACGGCCGUCUUCCAAAGGUGAUACUUUGCGUUCAGAUGCAAGCGCUGAAUUAAAUAUUGGGGUUCUCCAUCUAGUACCUUCAUUGGAGGUGUUUCCAUUGUUGGCAGACCCUAAAACGUAUGAACCAAACACUAUUGAUCUCUCAGACCAUGGUGAGCUAGAGUAUUGGUUUACAGUGCUAUCAGAACAUCUGCCUGAUCUUGUUGAUAAGGCAGUGGCAAGUGAAGGUGGAACUGAUGAUGCUAAAAGAAGGGGAGAUGCAUUUGCUCGUGCUUUCUCAGCUCACUUGGCAAGGUUAAUGGAAGAACCUGCGGCAUAUGGGAAAUUAGGCUUGGCCAACCUAUUGGAGCUAAGGGAAGAAUGUCUUCGAGAGUUUAAUUUUACAGAUGCAUAUAUCACUAUCAAACAGAGGGAGAACGAGGCAUCUCUUGCUGUUUUACCUGACCUUCUUAUGGAGCUUGACAGUAUGAAUGAGGAGAGGAGACUUCUCACUCUUAUUGAAGGUGUUCUAGCUGCAAACAUUUUUGAUUGGGGAUCUCGUGCUUGUGUGGACCUUUAUCACAAGGGGACAAUUAUUGAAAUUUAUCGCAUGAGUCGCAAGAAGAUGCAGCGUCCUUGGCGGACAGAUGAUUUUGAUUUAUUCAAAAAAAGAAUGCUUGGUUCUGGGGAUCAGAAUGUACAACCAUAUAAAAGAGCAUUGCUGUUUGUUGAUAACUCUGGUGCCGAUAUUGUUCUUGGCAUGCUUCCUUUGGCUCGUGAACUACUACGUCGUGGAACUGAGGUUGUUCUAGUCGCAAAUUAUUUGCCUGCUUUAAAUGAUGUUACUGCUAACGAGCUUCCAGAAAUUGUAGCUGAAGCUGCAAAGCAUUGCGACAUCCUUAGGAAAGCAGCUGAAGCUGGAGGAUUGCUUGUAGAUGCCAUGAUCAACAUCCAAGACAGGCAGAAAGAAAGUUCAGAUUCAGUUCCUUUAAUGGUUGCUGAAAACGGGUGUGGGAGCCCAUGCAUAGACUUCCGGCAAGUCAGCUCAGAGCUUGCUGCUGCCACCAAAGAUGCUGACUUGGUAAUCUUAGAAGGAAUGGGCCGAGCUCUUCAUACCAACUAUAAUGCCCGUUUCAAAUGCGAUGCCUUGAAGCUCGCAAUGGUGAAGAAUCAGAGGUUGGCAGAAAAGCUUGUUAAUGGGAACAUAUAUGACUGUGUUUGUCGCUUUGAACCUGCCCAAGAAUUGUAAUAGCACGAUUUCAGCUUAUGCGGCUGCUAUGUUUGGUAAGC